AUGGCCCAGCUCUGGAACCAAGACCCGGAACACCACGCAUCCGUCGCGAGGGAGAUAAAGCCCCUGCAACGGACCGACUCGACGCACUCGCGCUACGUGCAGAUGCUCCUCGACGUGGACGACAUCCCGCUCUCGCACAGCCUCCUAGCCUCCUUCUUCGCCUGGCUCCUGCUGGCCGGGUUCCUCGUCCUCCCCGGCACCUUCAUCACCCUGCAGAGAUCCGUCGAGGGCAGGCACCCCGACCCGGCGGCCGACGGGAUCCUCAAGGGCGUGGCAAACAUUCCUCUGCUGGUGACUGCGGCCGUUGCGUGCGCCGUGUCCUUUGUUGGCAUGGGGGUCCUCGCGCUGCGCCACCGGGACAACUACGUCUGGUUGCUCAACAAGCUCGUCAUGCCGGGCGUGGCAAACUGCUUGGCCGGCCUCAUCUCUACCUUGGUCGGCGUCUACUCGCAGCAGCGUGGGGAUUGGAGCGUCAUGGCCGAGGUGACGGCCAUUGUGGAGGGGGCGUGUCUGGCCCUGGCCGGCGGGUUGUUUCUGUUCUUUGAGAGCUUUCUUUUGAGGAGGGUUCGAAAGGACCACGGCACGCAUUAUGGCGAUUCGUCACGCGAGGAUUUGACGAGGAAUACCGCGGCUGCAAGGAAUUUCUAG
This is a messenger RNA of Ustilaginoidea virens, 648 nucleotides long. RefSeq lists its product as uncharacterized. Lineage: Eukaryota; Fungi; Ascomycota; Sordariomycetes; Hypocreales; Clavicipitaceae. The coding region runs from base 1 to 648 and encodes 215 amino acids. The transcript has a single exon. The record is from RefSeq and is a predicted model, not a curated record.